AUGGAUUUUAAUAAUAUAAACAAUACCAAUAAUGUAAAUAAUUUUAAUACACCAUUGUUAGAAAAAAUUUUAAAACUACAAAAACCAAAUUUAGGAGCUUUAUUAAAUAGUAAUAUAAAUAAUAAUAAUAAUAAUAAUAAAAAUAAUAUCAAUAAUAAUAAAAACUAUUGCCAUAUUCAGCAUAAUCAAUUAAAUGAUAUUUUAAAUUGUCUAAAUGAACUAUUAAUCAAGUUUCAAUCCAAAGCAUAUUUAUCACCACCACAACAACCAUUAUCUUCAUCGUCAUCAACUACCACCACUACCUCCUCCUCUACCAAUACUUUAAACUCUUCAAACUCAUCAGUAUCAUCAGCAUCAUCAAUAUCAUCAACCUCCUCAUCAGCCUCUAUAGUUAUACCUACUGAAGUUUUAAUUAGAGUUUUAAUAAAAUUUUGUAGUGUUAUCCCAACAGAUAUAAAUUAUCAUAGAAUUCAAAUUUACUCAUCACCGUUAAAUCUAUCUAUUAUACAACUACCUCUAAAACUAGCGCAAUUGGUAAUUUUAAUAUCCAGACAUCAAAACUCAAUAUCAUUUUCAGAUAAUACCAACGACUUGGAAGCAUUGGUAAACUUUUUUUUAUUUAUUAUUAAAACAGAUAAACCGCCACAACCAACACCAAUACAACAACAACCACCAAUUAACAAUAGCAAUACUGUAAACAUAAAUUUAAGAAUAGAAUCAUUGAAAGCUUUAUCAUCACUUCUUCAUAACAAUGGACCACAUAUUUCAAAUAGAUUACAACAGCCAUUAGUGGAUUGUUUAUUAGAGCUAUCUAAUUUUACAGACUCAUCAAUAGAUCAAGAAUCCAAAAGAAUUGCAACUGUAUCAUUAGGAAAUCUUUGUAUGCAAAGUGGUACAAAACUAUCAAAAUAUUAUAUUUCAAUUUUUGAUAGAUUAUUUUCAAAUUUAGAGAGGGUCACAUCACUGUUAAAUACUGAUAAAUAUUUAAUUAAAGCAAAAGGAAUUUUAGAUCAAAGAGCAAAAUCAUUAUAUAAUAUAUUAAAAACAUUAAUGUUUUAUGGUGUGAAUAUCGCAUCAUCGACAUCACAAGUAUUAGUGUAUCAAUAUCAAUUUGACUAUUUAUCGAGAAAAAAGAAAUCACAUCACCAUUCACCAACAAAUUCUGAGGGUGGCAGUAACGAAGUUGAAAGGUCAACGGGUUUAACAAGCUCUGAUUCAGAUAUUGAUGAAAGAUACAACCUAUCAAAACUAAGAUUUCUCACCAUAACACUACUAAACACAAUGGUUAAACACUCACCAAAAGUAUUUUUUGGAUACUGGUCACUAUUUUUACCAUCAACACCUUUCCCACUAACUCCAACUGUAUUUACAUCAAUGCUAAAUGACCCAGAUAUUAAAAUUAAAAUUGCAUCAGCAAAUUUACUUCAAACCAUAAUAGACGGAUCGAAAGAUUUCCUGGUUGCUGUAAAUUCAAUAAAACCACCCUCACCAAAUUUUAAUAGUACACCAACUCAUACUUCAACCUCAGUAACCUAUUCACCAAUUUUAUCAAGAUUAAAUAAAAACACAAGCAAUAAUAAUAAUAAUAAUAGUAACAGCAAUUAUCAAAUCAAUUCACCAGUUUUAACAACACAUACACACAGUUCAUUUACAACAUUCUCACAAAAUUUAACAUCAAUUUUAAGAGAAAUUCAUAAUGGCUUAAUAAAUAUUUUAAACCAAGAUCCCAAUUUAAUUUUACCAUCAUUCCACCAACAAAUUUUAAGAUGUGUUUCAACAUUAAUUGUCAACUGUCCAUAUGAAAAACUAAAUUCACCAAGUUUAUUAAUAAAUCUAUUUACUUCAAUAACGCCCUAUGUUCAACAUAAAGAUCAAUCCAUUCAACUUAUAGCAUUAAUUUGCAUAAAACAAUUAUUUGAUAUUACACCUUUAUCACCAAAAGAAUUAAACCCAAUUUUAUAUAACAAUUCAGAUUCUACUAGUAAAAAUAAUAACUCAAUUUUAACAAUAAUUUUAGGUUUUUUAAUAAAUGAUACAUCAUUAACAAUAAAUAUCAAUAACAAUAAUGACCUCAUACCCCAACCUUUACCUCUACCAUCAUCAUCAAACAAUCAAAUGGAGUCAAUUAAAAUAGAAUCAAUUCAAAUAUUUGGGGCAUUAACAAAACAUUGUUUUAGUAUAUUUAUAAACUAUGCUGAAAAAGUUUAUAAUACUUUAUUUUCAAUUUUAAAUAAGGAAAUUACCAAUCAUUUAAAUAAUAGCAAUAAUAACGCCAAUAGUGGGGGUAGUAGUUCCUCAUCGUCACUAUUAAUCGAUAUACCCCUAUCGAAUUACUGUUUAAAAACAUUUGAUGAAAUUACAAAAGCAAUUCAUGAUGCUCAUAAAACAAAUUUCGAAUUUGAUAACAAUAUAGUUGAAAUUCAAUUUUGGAAUUUAUUUUUUAAUAUUUUACCAUCACUAACAAUUGAUCCAUUACCACAAAUUAGAUCAUCCAUUUGCAAUAUAUUUUCAAAUAUCACCUCGACUCAAUUUGAUAGGAUGAAAAAAAAUCAACAAAUGCAUUUAGUUAGUGUAGUUUUGGGUUUAAUUUUUGACGAUUCACAUAUUGUAAGGGCCUCUGCAUGUAGGGCAGUUGGUAUUUUAAUUAAAAUUGAAUCACUUCAUGAUGAUGCUACUUUUCUUUCAAAUGCAGCCUCAUGCCUUACUAAAUCAAUGGGCGAUGUAAAUAUAAAUGUUAAAAUUAAAGCCUGUUGGUCAUUAGCAAAUUUAUGUGACCACUUAGUUUCAUUAAAAUCAAACGAAACAGUUUUUAAUGAUAUACCGCAACAAAUCCUAUCAAAGGUUUUAGAAUCAUUAUUAAAUAGUAGUUUUGAUAAUCCUAAAAUUAGAAGUAAUGUUGUUAGAGCUUUGGGAAAUUUUGCCAGAUUUGCUGGUAAAAGUGUAUUAUACAAUGUAAAUGAAACAAGUACUUUUAUCAAGGUAUUAGGGAAUAGCAAUAUAACAGGUCCAAUUGGUGGUAAUGAAGAGUUGAACAAUAAUAACGAUAAUAAUAUAAAUAAUAAUCAAGAAAAUAUAAAUAACAAUGAUGAUAUUAAUAAAAACAAUAAUUUUGAUGAAAAUAUAAUAAAUCAAAAAUUACCACCACAAUUUUUAAACUCAACAACAUUAAAAAAAGAUGCAAUUAUAUUGGAUAGAAUUGUAGAUUCAUUAUUAAAAAAUGCUCAAGAACCAUCAAGCUCAUUCAAUUUUGUUAAGGUUAAAUGGAAUGCUUGCUAUGCCCUAGGCAAUAUAUUUUAUAAUCCUGAAAUCGAAUUUCCCGAUAAAUAUGGCAGCUGCGAUAAAUGGCUACCCCAAAUCUAUCAUACUUUAAUUGGUUUAAUGAAGACAUGCAAAAACUUUAAAACUAGAAUCAAUGCAACCGCAUCAUUGGCAACCCAGACCCACACCCGAUUAAAAUAUUCAAGUUUCUAUAGAGAGGUAUUAGAGGCUGUGAUAGACUCUUUAAAAAACAUCAACAGUGUUAGUGAUACUUCAGAAUUUCAAUAUCGUGAUAAUUUGGAAAAACAAUUGGAAAUUGCUUUAAUUCAUAUGGUGAGUGAAAUGAAAUUUGAUGAAAUUACAUCCUUUAGCGAUAUCUUUUUUAAUGAUACCGAUAUCAUUGUAACAAGUUUUCAAAAACACCAAAUUAUACUUCCAUCAAUCGCUCCAAACACAACGACAAAUACCAACAAACCAAUCCCGCCAUUACCAAUCGAAACCGAUACUCCAUCUAGCACACCAAUAAUUUCAUCAACUGCCCCACCAAUUACAAGCUCUGCAAACUCAAAUAUCGACAGACCAACAUUAAAAGAAUAUCAAAAAGCCAUAGAUGUAAUCAAAGAGUUUUGUAAACUAUAUAACAAUAUGGAUCCAAAUGAUCCUAAAAAAUUACAAUUAUCACAACUUUGUUUAUUGUUUGAUUUCUCUGAAUCAAAUUACCAAAGAUUUUAUUCAAAAUUACAACAAUUCCAUCUCAACAAUAAUUAA
Dictyostelium purpureum is the source of this 4026-nucleotide messenger RNA. RefSeq lists its product as uncharacterized. NCBI's taxonomy places the organism in Eukaryota, Evosea, Eumycetozoa, Dictyosteliales, Dictyosteliaceae. The transcript is spliced from 4 exons. The record is from RefSeq and is a predicted model, not a curated record. Bases 1 to 4026 code for a protein of 1341 amino acids.